GAAUUGCAAUUAAUAAUACGGUUACAAUUUAUUGUGAUUUUAAUUAAUUUUUUCACCACUUUGUCGUGCCAUACUCCCCCUGACCACGACACGAGUUCAGAGAGGCUGUGGCGCAGGACACCGGUACAACUAUGCUGUUACUACUCCCCUAUCAAAUUCUGAUAAUUUUUAUCCUGCUACACAUUGCUUGUAGUACCGAGUAUCAAAGUAACUCUUACAGUCUCGGUUCCAGUAAUUAUGAAGAAAAUAAUUAUAGUCCCUAUGAUAGAAAAAACUACCAGGAUCUAUAUAGGAAAUCGAACACUGCUAGAGAGCUACCUUACAUGUUAAGGAACUACUACGGCAGACAAAGUAACCAAUAUCAUGAACAAGCCGGAUCUAGACGACCGUCGUUUGGAUAUAAUUAUGAAAACGAUUUACCAAACGAUUCCAUAAGAAAAUCCGAUGAAGAAGAUUAUUCUGAAGUCCAGCCUUUGUUAGGAAAACUGUAUAUUCCAUCAUUUACAGAUAAGAAAUGCCCGUGUAACACUAAUAAAAAUACAAAUAAAAAUCCUGCAAGUACAAUCUGUUUCUCUAGCACAGAUGGUGGUAAACACUUAAUCGUCAAUUUCAAUAGCUUAGGAGUAUUUAAUAUAGUAAGUCUUAUCAAAUCUUACGUCAAUUAUGUCAAAAAAUUUAUGACCGAUAUUAAUGUCGACUAUACGAGUAUAUAUGGAAUUAACAAUUUCGAGUCUAUUUAUUCUAUGACCGAGGCAGGAAUAACAGCGCUAAUCAAAGCAGCACUAGAAGAAAAUAAUGCUAAAUCACAAAAACAGGAAGAUUUAGAAGCGCUGAUCCGGGCAAUAGAAAAAAAAUAUGAAGCUGAAGUACAAGAACAGUCAAAUUUAUAUGCGGUAAUCCAGAAUGCACUAAAUGAAAAGAAAAGUAUAUCACUAAUACAGACAGAGUUACAAGCGCUUAUCUACGCUGAGCUAAUAAAAGGUAAAUCUAAAAUUACUAGAGAACAGCGGAUAAUUUUAAAGGCAGAGGCACAGGUGAAGGCGGAGCUGCAAAUAGCAGCAAUAUUAACAAAAAUAGAAGCAAAUAAUUAUAAUAGAAACCAUGUUAUUAUUAAAAAUGAAACUCAUUCAAGCUGGCAUUCGAACUCUGAACAGAACUCAAAGUAUGAGAAUACUUAUAGUCAUCACUAUCAUAAUACUGGACAGAAUAAUAUAAACAAUAUUUUUCAAUCAGGAGCCAACUCAGAGGCAAGUGUAAAUUCAAACACUCAAACGCAGACUAGUGUUCAAAAUAAAGAUUUCACGUCUUCCCAUUCGAAUGCUCAAAAUUCAAUUUAUUCAAACACUAAUAAUUUUAUGGAUUUUGACGGAAUAUUUGACUUCGGGGGAGGGGGAGGAGUGCAGGGAGAGGCAGAAAUAGAAGGAGAGGCAGGAAUCAACGCAGAAGCAGGAAUAGAGGGAGGUGCAUUCAUACAGGGAGAGGCAGGAAUAGCGGGAGGGGCAGAAAUAGCGGGAGGGGGAGGAAUAGCGGGAGGGGCCGGAAUAGCGGGAGGAGCAGGAAUCAAGGGAGGAGCAGUAAUCAAGGGAGGAGCAGGAAUCAAGGGAGGAGCAGGAAUCAAGGGAGGAGCAGGAAUCAAGGGAGGAGCAGGUAUCAAGGGAGGAGGAGGAAUCUUGGGAGGAAUCUUUGGAGGAGCAGGAAUCCUGGGAGGAGCAGGAAUAGGGGGAGGUGCAGGAAUAGGGGGAGGUGCAGGAAUAGGGGGAGGAGCAGGAAUAGAGGGAGGAGCAGGAAUAGGGGGAGGAGCAGGAAUCAUGGGAGGAGCAGGAAUAGGGGGAGGAGCAGGAAUAGGGGGAGGAGCAGGAAUAGGGGGUGCUGGAAUAGGGGGAGGAGCAGGAAUAGGGGGAGGAGCAGGAAUCAUGGGAGGAGCAGGAAUAGGGGCAGGAGCAGGAAUCAUGGGAGGAGCAGGAAUAGGGGGAGGAGCAGGGGGAAUAUUUGAUGCAGGUCGCGGAUGGAGUGGGUUAGGUUUUAGGCGUUAUGAUGCUGCCGAAGGUUACUAUAGGCCAUAUAACGACGAGUGCCUCCGCUGUCGGCGCCGUUUGCCGGACUGGCUGCCGGCGCCGGUUGCCGGAUUAGCUGCCGGCGCCGGUAGCCUAUUCGGUAACCGGCCCUAA
Spodoptera littoralis (African cotton leafworm) is the source of this 2168-nucleotide messenger RNA. Lineage: Eukaryota; Metazoa; Arthropoda; Insecta; Lepidoptera; Noctuidae. The record is from the annotation of a GenBank genome assembly.